Carica papaya (papaya) is the source of this 857-nucleotide messenger RNA. RefSeq lists its product as uncharacterized. The record is from RefSeq and is a predicted model, not a curated record. NCBI's taxonomy places the organism in Eukaryota, Viridiplantae, Streptophyta, Magnoliopsida, Brassicales, Caricaceae.
UGCUUGCCAUAAACAAAGAGACAAGGUAAAACCAUUAAUUGUUCUAAAUUUUAAAGAGUAGCAAACAAGGAUGGGAGGUGGAGACAUGAACUUACACCACGAACUAAAAACACUCUCUUCCUCUUAUCUUAACCUGCAACCAUCACCAAUUUCUGCUACACCUGCUUCAUCCUAUUCAUCUCGCACCCAAACCCUACAUAAAACAGCUACUGUGUCUUUGAACACCUCCUCUUUCGAUUCAGUUCCAUCUCAGCUCGAAAUCAAAUGCGCUGUGGAUGCUCUCCAAAAUUUUAUCCAGUGGAUGAAUUUAUGUGGAGGUGUGUUGAGAUGGGUGCAUCCAAUAAUUGAGUCGUGGAUUUAUGAGAAGAAGAUUUUUAAUGCCUUUCGCUUGUUACAGACAGAACCAUCCAUCAAGAGAGUGGUGAUUUCACUAGCAUCUGAUAAAGCUGUGUGGGAUGCGAUUACAAACAAUGAAUUAGUUCGGGAGCUCCGCCAGUCUGCCUGCCUAGGUGAAAGUGAAAGGGUUGAAGGCUCUUUCAAAGAAGGCAAAUCAGUAGGCAGAGACAUCGUAAGGUGGAUUUGGAGCAUAACAAUGUGUAAAAUUACAGAGCUGAUGGCGAAAUUUCAGAUACUUGUCAAUGAGUUGUUCCAAGCACAAGUAGCAAAGGUAGAAAGAAAAGGUGCUGCAAGCGGAGAGAAAUUGGAGGAAAAGCUCACAUUAUUGUUGCUUCUGUCAGUCAUUACUCUUUUGAUUGUCAUCAUUUCUAGGGCUCAAAGUGUGUAAGUGUGCAUGUUAAACAUCAAAACAUUGUUUUUUCCAGAAAAAGAAAAUAAAUCAUAUCAAAACUUUUCUUGCA